CUUCAAAUACACUCUUUCUUUCUUUUACCUGACCCAGUGGAACUUUACUGCAAGGGGACUUCUAGCAUUUCAAACCUUUUUGUUUGGGUUCUGGUAACUACGUAAGGGUUCAUCAAUGGCAGGACGAGGCAAAACCCUAGGAUCCAGCGCUGCUAAGAAGGCCACCUCCAGGAGCAGCAAAGCUGGUCUUCAAUUUCCGGUCGGUCGUAUAGCCAGAUUUCUCAAGGCCGGCAAGUAUGCUGAGCGUGUUGGUGCUGGUGCUCCUGUCUACCUCGCAGCCGUCCUUGAGUAUCUUGCUGCUGAGGUUCUUGAGUUGGCUGGAAAUGCUGCAAGAGAUAACAAAAAGACGAGGAUUGUUCCUCGCCACAUUCAAUUGGCGGUGAGGAACGAUGAAGAGUUGAGCAAGCUUCUUGGCGAUGUCACCAUUGCAAACGGUGGUGUUAUGCCUAACAUUCACAAUCUCCUGCUUCCCAAGAAAGCUGGGGCUUCAUCAAAGAGUGGUGGAGCUGACGACGACUCUUAAAUCUGCCUUUGUUUUUAAAAAAAAAACCUUAAUUUUAUUCGAUCUUGACUCUCUGUUUCGUAGGUUUUUGAUCUUCUUGAUUUGUAAUUGUAGUUAGAGUCUCUGUCAGGAAUGUUGUUUAUAGAGAACGCUGUGAUGCUAGAAGAAAGAUGGAUGUAAUUGUGGGUUUCCCGUUAUUAAGUUUUUAACAUAAUUGUUAUUUAUAAAACUCGAUUUCAUCUAGCGACUUUGA
Molecule: messenger RNA, 755 nt
Organism: Vigna radiata var. radiata (mung bean)
Lineage: Eukaryota; Viridiplantae; Streptophyta; Magnoliopsida; Fabales; Fabaceae
Product: probable histone H2A.3
Exons: 2
Coding region: 116-523 (135 amino acids)
Cellular component (GO): nucleosome
Molecular function (GO): protein heterodimerization activity; structural constituent of chromatin; DNA binding
Source: RefSeq, a predicted model, not a curated record